AUCGCUAGCCACUCAGUCGCAAGCCAUUGCUCACGGGCAAACGAUAUCGUGUCCUGGUACCGAUUGACAAAUGGCCGCGUACGUCGUGAUACCGGUGAUAUUGCUCACAAUUAUAGCCAUUUGGCUGGCCGUGUGGUUGUACGACCGAAGGUUUAAAAAUCGAUUCAGUAGCAUUCAAGCGAACAGAGCUGCAGCGAACACAACCUGCCCUAACAAUCAACAGCCUGGAAUUGUGUACACAAUUCCAAAUUCCGGCAAUAAUACUAGCGAUGGCAGAUCCCCGCAUACCGGCACCGAUGAGCGCGUGCGUUCGCCUAAUAACGGCUAUACAAACCAAACCUUGAUUGUCAUCAGCGCAGCACCAAGAGCAGGAGGAGUAGUCCGACAUGAUCUUCCACCAUCAUAUGACCAAGUGAUCAACACCAGGGCAGUAGAAAAUAGCGCAGCACCAUCAUAAAUCUCUCGGUCUAUUGCAGACUUCCCAGUUCUUUUUCUG
Messenger RNA from Anopheles aquasalis, 496 nucleotides. RefSeq lists its product as uncharacterized. The record is from RefSeq and is a predicted model, not a curated record. NCBI's taxonomy places the organism in Eukaryota, Metazoa, Arthropoda, Insecta, Diptera, Culicidae.